CCGGGGCGCUCACGUGACCCACGUCAGCUGACCCGUCAUGGCUGGUACCCGCGCCUAAUGGGUUCUUCCGUCCCAAGCGCCCAGCAGAGUGGUCCCACCGCCCCGGUGAGAGUGGCUGCAGCUCCGUCCUGCACUGAGCACGGAUCCUGGUGCCCACUUCUUCCAGCAUGGAGGGGCUGCUUCAGAGUGUGGAGAGGGACCUUAGCAUUGACUCCCGACAGCUGGCACCGGCUCCAGGGGGUACCUGUGUGGUAGCCCUGGUGCCCUUACGGUGGCUGGCAAGUCUCCGGGAAAGGAAGCUGCCUCCUGGGCCCUGUCCCCGAGCUGAGGGGUUAGGUGAAACUGAAACCAGGACCCUCCUCCAGCGCUCAGUGCAGAGGCUGCCAGCUGGAUGGACACGGGUGGAAAUACAUGGGCUGCGGAAACAGAAGCUGGCCUAUCCACUGGCUCUGGGCUUCAACCCAUCCUCUGAAGAGCGCUCUGGGGUCCCCGAGACCUUGACCAGAUUCAUGAGGGAUACGGCUGCUCAGAACUAUCGCAACUUGUGGCAUGGAGCCUACCAUGCCUACGGGCGACCGUAUAACCAAGCUGCUGCUCCACCCGAAGGUUCUGCCCUCGAUGCUGUGAGGCAGGCCUUGCAGAAGGUCUAUGGCUAUCCAUUCCUUCAAGUGGGUAGGGGCACCCAGUGUCCCUCUCCUGGGAGGGAGGGCCCCUCAGCUUCCAGGGCUGGAACGGUCUGCCCCAACCUCUUAAGACCCGAAGCACUCAUCGAGUCCUCAGAAAUGCUGUAUGUCGUAUACCCCCACGUGCAAUACUGUCUUCAUGACGUGGUCACUUUCAGUCCAGCCAAGCUCAGUAACAGCCAUGCCAAAGUGCUCUUCCUCCUAUUCCACGUGCUGCAAGCCAUGGAUGCCUGUCACCAACAAGGCCUGGCUUGUGGGGCCCUCUCCCUGUGCCACGUGGCUGUGGAUGAGAAGCUUUGCAGCCAGCUCCAGCUGGACCUGAGUGCUUACGAGGCCCCCAAGGAAGAGCAAGAAGAGAAGCCUGUGAAGAAUAUUGUGGAGGCUGAGCCUCUGAGGGCCCCUGAGCCCAGGAAAGGAGAAGGUCCCAGGGACCCUGUUUGCCAGGAAGAGCUGAGGAGGCUGGUUUUAGACUGGGUGCAUGGCCGAGUCAGCAACUUCCACUACCUCAUGCAGCUGAACUGGCUGGCGGGGCGCCGAUGGGGAGACCCCAACUACCACCCCGUGCUGCCCUGGGUGGUUGAUUUUACCACUCCGAAUGGGCGCUUCCGGGAUCUGCGCAAGUCCAAAUUCCGCCUCAACAAGGGGGACAAGCAGCUGGAUUUCACUUAUGAGAUGACACGUCAGGCAUUUGUGGCAAGUGGUGGUGGUAGUGGUGGAGAGCCACCUCAUGUGCCACACCACAUCUCGGACGUGCUGUCUGACAUCACCUACUACGUGUACACAGCACGGCGCACACCCCGAGCUGUGCUUUGUGGCCACGUGAGGGCCCAGUGGGAACCCCAUGAGUACCCAGCCAGCAUGGAACGCAUGCAGAGCUGGACGCCCGAUGAAUGCAUCCCUGAAUUCUAUACCGACCCCACCAUCUUCCGCUCUAUCCACCCAGAUAUGCCGGACCUGGAUGUGCCAGCCUGGUGUAGCUCGGGGGAAGAGUUUGUGGUGGCCCAUCGGGCAUUGCUAGAGAGCCGAGAGGUGUCCCAAGACCUUCAUCACUGGAUUGACCUGACUUUUGGCUACAAAUUACAAGGCAAGGAGGCAGUGAAGGAGAAGAAUGUAUGCUUGCACCUUGUAGACAACCACACCCAUCUGACCAGUUAUGGUGUGGUGCAGCUCUUUGACCAGCCCCAUCCCCAGCGCCUGGUUGGCCCCUCAGCCCUAGCCCCUGAGCCACCGGUCAUCCCUAGGCCUCUCAUCCAGAGAGUCCGAGAGACUGCUGGUCGAGAAGACAUCCCGGGCCAGUUGGUUGCUGGGGCUGAUGGUUUGGUCUUGGAGGCCACACCCUGUGAAGCCUCCUGGGGUGGGGACAGGCCACUUGGGGGCGAUGAUGACUUGGAACAAGGGACAGAGGCCUUGGACUCCAUCUCUCUGGCUGGCAAAGCUGCUGAGCAGCCUUAUCCUCCUUCCUCCUUGCAGGCCUCUGGCCACCCUUUCUCAUCAGGCUCGAUGACACGGCUGGGCCGCAGAAGCAAGGCUGGAGGAGUGGACGUUGGGGAGGGGGAUGAUGGGAGGAUUGUCCUUCCUGAGGGCUUCGACCCCCUGCAGGCUCUGGAAGAGCUGGAGAAGUUGGGCAACUUCGUGGCCAGAGGCCUUCGUGGCCGAGUGGAGGCCCUGGGAGGUCCCCAAGCUGCGCCGGCCCUGAAGCUCGCCGAUCUCUUCCAGAGGGACAUGCAGGCGCUGGGCGUCCUUGUGGCUGAGAUUGUGUUUGCAGCCCGGGUGCGCGUGCUGCGGCCUCAUGCCCCGUUGUGGGAACGCUUCCUGACUGUCCGCGGGCUCUGUUCCCGCUACCCCAAGGAGAUCCCCAUCCCCUUGCAGCCUGUUUUAGAAACCCUGCUGCAGCUGAGCGAGCCCGUGGAAUCACUGGCAACCCAGAGGCGGGGGGCAGGCCAGCUCUUUGCCUAUAAGCCCAUCUCCUGGGGCCUGCCCCCUCCCAGUCCUGCUCAGCUCCUCAGCCCAUACAGCUCAGUCGUGACCUUUCCCUCUUACUUCCCGGCCCUUCACAAGUUUAUUCUUCUGUACCAGAGGAGGAAGGUGGAGGAUGAGGUUCAGGGGCGGGAGCUGGUGUUCCAGCUGUGGCAGCAGCUGGAUGGGAUCCUGCAGGAGAUCACACCCGAAGGCUUGGAGAUCCUCCUUCCCUUUGUGUUGUCGCUGAUGUCAGAGGGCCACACGUCCGUGUAUGCUGCCUGGUACCUGUUUGAGCCCAUUGCCCGGGCCCUGGGCCCCAGGAAUGCCAACAAGUACUUGUUGAAGCCCCUGGUCGGGGCCUACGAGAAUCCCUGCCACCUGCAUGGCCGUUUCUAUCUCUAUACAGACUGCUUUGUGGCCCAGCUGAUGGUCCGCCUUGGGCUGCAGGCCUUCCUCUCCCACUUACUGCCCCACGUCCUUCAGGUCCUGGCUGGUGUGGAGAUUUCUCAGCAGGAGACCAAGUGCCUGGGAGGGACGGCAGAGGAGGAGAUUGGGGAAGGGGAUGAGGGUCCAGGCCCCUGUACCUUUGGGGAAGCCAUCCAAAUGGAAGGGGACCCGGGUUCAGCGGGACUGGGACUCCUGGAUUACACAUCUGGCGUCAGCUUCCAUGACCAGGCCGACUUGCCUGAGAGCGAGGACUUCCAGGCAGGGCUCUACGUGUCGGGGUCUCCCCAGCCUCAGGAGCCCGAGGCGCUCAGCCUAGGACGGCUGAGUGACAAGAGCAGCACCAGUGAGGCAUCCCUGGGGGAGGAUCGGCCUGGGGAUGAAGCUGGGCUCCCGCGGGACAAGAGCAGCCUCAGGUCAGGGGACAGCAGCCAGGACCUGAAGCAGAGUGAAUGCUCAGAGGAGGGGGAGGAGGAAGAGGAGGAGGAAGAGGACCUUGUUGGACAAGGGGGAAGAGUUGGGGAGGAGGAAGAAGAUGAAGAACCAGACGGUGCCCCACUAGUGUCUGAGCUCCCCCUCCCAGACACCGGCGUCCCUGUGGACACUGUUCUACCAAACGAUGAGGUCGAUGGGGAGGAAGAAGGAGACCUCACUGACCAGUCUGAGGACAAGGAGCAAAAGAUCCUCCUGGAUACUGCCUGCAAGAUGGUCCGCUGGCUGUCUGCCAAGCUCGGCCCCACGGUCACAUCCCGCUAUGUGGCCCGGAAUCUUCUGCGCUUGCUGACCUCCUGCUAUGUUGGCUCCACAAGGCAACAGUUCAUGGGCAGCAGCAAUGGCAUGAGCCCCUUGAACUCAGGCAACAUCUACCAGAAGCGUCCGGUGUUGGGAGAUGUGGUGUCAGCCCCCGUGCUGGGCUGCCUCAUGCACAUGGCCUGCCUUUAUGGGGAGCCUGUCCUCACUUACCAGUACCUGCCCUACAUCAGCUACCUGGUGGCUCCUGCAGGGGGGGGCGGUCCCAGCCGCCUGAAUAGCCGCAAGGAGGCCGGGCUGCUGGCAGCUGUGACCCUGACCCAGAAGAUCAUCGUCUACCUCUGUGACACAACGCUCAUGGACAUCCUGCCCCGCAUCAGCCACGAGGUCCUUCUGCCGGUGCUCAGCUCCCUGACCUCACUCAUCACAGGGUUCCCUGGGGGUGCCCAGGCCCGCACCGUCCUGUGUGUGAAGACCAUCAGCCUGAUCGCCCUGAUCUGUCUGCGCAUCGGGCAGGAGAUGGUCCAGCAGCACCUCAGUGAGACAGUGGCCACCUUCUUCCAGGUGUUCUCCCUGGUGCAUGAGCUUCAGUGCCAGGCACUGAGGCCAGAGACUCCCAGCCCGAGCGAGGGCCGUGUGCUGGAGGUGCCCUUCUCAGAUGGGCAGCAGCGGUCCGUUGACCUGGCCUUGCUGGACGAGCUGCAGAAGGUGUUCACUCUGGAGAUGGCCUACAUGACCUACGUGCCCUUCUCCUGCCUGCUGGGUGACGUCAUCCAGAAGAUCGUCCCCAACCAUGUGCUCGUGGGGCAGCUGGCAGGGCAGUAUUUGGAGAGUGCCAGCCCAGUGGGCCAGGACCCCAUGAACUUGGCACCCAUGCCCAGCACCUGCCCAGAGCAGGACCCACAAGGCAGAGGAGUAAAUCACGAUGACGGCAACUCGGGCACCUUUGGCAGCGUCAUGGUUGGGAACCGGAUCCAGAUUCCUGUAGACACAGGGCCUGAGAGUCCGGGUCCCCUUGGUCCCAGCUCGGGGGCGACUGGCAGUGUCGGGAGCCUCUGUGAGAUGGGUGGGGAGGAGAACUCACUGAAGCGGGACCUGCCUCGAUGUGCCCAUGGAUUGAGCGGAAAUUGGCUGGCCUACUGGCAGUACGAGAUCGGCGUCAGCCAGCAUGACGCCCAUUUCCACUUCCACCAAAUCAGGCUGCAGAGCUUUCUGGGCCACUCGGGGGCUGUGAAGUGCGUGGCCCCCCUGGGCAACGAGGACUUCUUCCUGAGUGGGAGCAAAGACAGGACAGUGAGGCUCUGGCCGCUUUACAACUGUGGAGAUGGCACCUGUGAGACAGCGCCACGCCUCAUCUACACCCAGCAUCGCAAGAGCAUCUUCCACGUCAGCCAGUUGGAGGCUUCCCAGCAGGUAGUGAGCUGCGAUGGCACCGUCCAUGUCUGGGACCCAUUCACAGGGAAGACCGUGCGGACAGUGGAGGCUUGGGACAGUCGGGUGCCCUUGACUGCUGUGGCCGUGAUGCCUGCCCCCCACACCAGCAUCACCCUAGCCAGCGCCGAUUCCACCCUGCGUUUUGUGGACUGUCGGAAGCCCGGACUGCAGCACGAGUUCCGUCUGGGGGGCGGUGUGAACGCCGGUCUCGUCCGAUCCUUGGCCGUUAGCCCCAGUGGCCGGAGUGUCAUAGCGGGCUUCUCCUCGGGCUUCAUGGUACUCCUGGACACCAGGACUGGACUUGUGCUUCGAGGGUGGCCGGCUCACGAGGGUGACAUCCUGCAGAUCAAGGCUGUGGAAGGGAGCACCCUGGUCAGCUCCUCCUCCGAUCACUCUCUGACCGUCUGGAAAGAGCUGGAACAGAAGCCCACCCAUCAUUACAAGUCUCCCUCGGACCCCAUUCACACCUUCGACCUGUAUGGCAGUGAGGUGGUGACGGGCACAGUGGCCAACAAGAUUGGCAUCUGCUCCCUGAUGGAGCCCCCUUCCCAGGCUACCACCAAGCUCAGCUCUGAGAACUUCCGGGGGACGCUCACUAGCCUGGCAGUGCUGCCCACCAAGCGCCACCUUCUGCUGGGCUCGGACAAUGGGGCCAUCCGCCUGCUGGCAUAGGCGAGGGGCACACACAGCAUCAGGCAGAUGUGGGCACAGACUUCUUCCUCCCUGUUUGGUGACUCGGCCCAGCCAGCAUGGUGUUUGGGCUUCCAGGGCAUGGCUCAGCUGGGCAAAGGGCCCCAGGGCUCUGUACCGUCUGUGCCUGACACCAAAGAGAAGAAGCCCAGGUCCCAAGGCCCAAGACCUGCCCCUGAUGCCCCGUGCUAACAUCCAGAAGCCUUGUUCUGGUGCUCUUGGCAUAUGCACGGGUACAUUCUGGACCCAAGGAAGCCCUCUGGGCCAAAGCCCCGCAGGGAAUGGAGGAGACAUGAGCCCCGGGGAGGCCUUGACUUGUGCCUUGGGUAUCAUGGCCGGCCGGGAUGUCACUCUCCUGACCCCGCAUUCCCACCACGAGGACACAGGGGCUGCUCCUUAGCUGUGAUCUGCCUCGAUGAGGCUUUGGCUCUUUAAGUAACAAUCUGUUCUUACUGACUUCCUGCUGAGGUGGGGGGUGGGGGAGCAGCGAGGGGAGAGAUGGAAUGCCCUUCUGAUCCUGAUGGAGAAGGGUGCUGAUGGCUUGGGUUGUGUCCUCCCCUCCUUCCCUCACUGUGAGAGGGUCCUGCUCCUCUGUGUACCCCAGGAGGAAAGGCAGAGUGGGGAGUGAGCGGGGAGGAAGACAGCAAUAUCUGGCCAGCCAGAUUAGUGAGCUGGUGCUGAUCACAAACCACUCCUGAGGGCUUCAGCCCAUAGAUGGAAUCCUGUCUGGGGCAGGCUCAGGGUGACACGGUCCUUCGUGGGGACACUUGCUUUGUCCCAGGGGCCUCUGUCCCUGUCCUAUCUGGUUUAGGACCAAUAUAGGGAAGAGAGAGGAAAUGAAGUAAAAGGAGAGUGGCCAGGCGUGGCUUACCAGAUAGCCAGUGGACCAUGUGUUCUCCUGUACCUCCCCCCUCCCCAAAGGGGGUAAAGGGACAGUGCCUCCCCUCCCGUCUCACCCUAGCAUUCUGUGCCUUGAGCUGGGGCAGCAGCUUCCAGACCCUUGCCCCAGGGGGCCCUUGGCUGUCAGACUGGGGAAGAGGUUCCCGUAGGUCCCGGGAAUCUCUCAUGGGGCAGCAUUCCCAGAACCCGGGUGGGGGAGCACGGUGCCUCUCGGUGCCAGCCUCCCAUUCACUCUUUGCAAUACAUGUAAAUAUGACAAUAAACAUUUUGGAAGAGCCAGGAAAUGGAGUGUGGCUUUUGG
This is a messenger RNA of Dromiciops gliroides (monito del monte), 7161 nucleotides long. It is a transcript of the gene WDR81, whose product is annotated as WD repeat domain 81. The coding region runs from base 168 to 5942 and encodes 1924 amino acids. The record is from RefSeq and is a predicted model, not a curated record. The transcript is spliced from 11 exons. Lineage: Eukaryota; Metazoa; Chordata; Mammalia; Microbiotheria; Microbiotheriidae. Gene Ontology annotation, biological process: aggrephagy. Gene Ontology annotation, molecular function: phosphatidylinositol 3-kinase regulator activity; protein binding. Gene Ontology annotation, cellular component: mitochondrion.